Molecule: messenger RNA, 1965 nt
Organism: Daldinia childiae
Lineage: Eukaryota; Fungi; Ascomycota; Sordariomycetes; Xylariales; Hypoxylaceae
Exons: 3
Coding region: 1-1965 (654 amino acids)
Biological process (GO): regulation of cyclin-dependent protein serine/threonine kinase activity
Cellular component (GO): cyclin-dependent protein kinase holoenzyme complex; nucleus
Molecular function (GO): cyclin-dependent protein serine/threonine kinase regulator activity; protein kinase binding
Source: RefSeq, a predicted model, not a curated record
AUGUCUUCAGUCGUCGUGCCCUCGAGCUUCCGCCCAUACCUCCCAUCUCCAACACAUAAUACGGCUUAUCCAUUGCGCCAUACCCAAGACUAUAACAGCAACAAUAGCGAAAAGCUACGAGAUCAUCUGCAGCUUCGCGGAACUGCACUCUUCAAGGGUGGUCUUCGAACGCCCCCCACCGAAAAUAACAUGAGCGCCACAUACCACAACCCCGUGUUAUCGAACACGUACAACAGUCAUGUAGCUCUAGCAAGACAGCCGGCCGGUUUAGUGCAGGCAGAUCGAACAGGAGGAGUAUUCUGUGAUGUCGUAAAUGGAUUUUCCGCAGCUCAUCCGCCUCACCAAUCGCAAUAUCAGCAGCCUUAUCCCUCUCAAACAAUUAUAUCCCAACAAUCGCACCCGUCUUCGAGACCAUCGACCAGAUCAACCACCCCCGCCUCUAUUGGCAAUCUCAGCGCACACUCGGAAGGCACAGUCUCCAAGAAGGACUCGACUAUGGUAACCCACAGUCUGCAACUCCCUACUUGUAUCAGUCCAAACGGAGGCAAUCUGGAUGAUUUUGCCGCUCUAAUGACUUGCUUCUUUUGGUUCGAAACCAUGGACACGAUAACCUCUGCGGAGCAUAUCAAGGAACGUCCACUCUCCGAGCCGAUCCCCCCAUUAUCCGCAUAUACCGAGCCUUGCCCCGCGUAUAAGCAGUGGGUAAACAAAACCCUUUCCACGACCCAAGUAACGCAGAACGUGAUCCUAUUGGCGUUAUUAUUUGUAUAUCGGCUGAAGAAGGCGAACCCGAAAGUGAAUGGUAGUCCGGGUAGCGAAUAUCGACUCUUAACGGUAGCCCUAAUGUUAGGUAACAAAUUUUUGGAUGAUAAUACCUAUACGAACCAUACGUGGGCAGAAGUUUCGUCUAUUUCGGUAAAAGAAAUUCACGUCAUGGAGGUGGAAUUUUUGAGCAACAUGCGAUAUGGCUUAUUGACAUCUAAGGAGGAGUGGGAGGAAUGGCUGAAGAAACUGGCCUGUUUCCAUGAAUAUUACGAGAGAGCGGUUAUGGAAGAGAAGCGUCGAAAAGCCCCGCCUCCUAUGUCGAUGAAUAUACCCUCGCCGACUCACGCUAGAUUCGUCUCUCCGCAACCUUCACCGACUGGCAUCCUACCGUCAACCGGACAGGGUGCACCAUUAGCUCUUGCGGCAGCAUAUUCUCCUAAUGUAGUUCAUGCUCAAAGUUGGAAUUCUUACCAUCCUACCCCAACGGUUUCCCCGCUUGCAGCCAAGCCCAGUCUAGGUCACCCAAUGGCGCGAAAGAGAGGAUUAGAGGGAGGAGACAUAGUCGAGCCCGCUCCGAAGCGAAUCACUCGACAACCGCUUGCUACAACGAUGCCGCCGAAUCAGCAAGUUCAUGGGAGCGCUGGACCGCUUCGACUACCUGUGCCACACCUUACACUUGAUACAAGCCAGGCAAUCAUCCCGCCCGUAUACCAACCCCAGCCCACCUAUUCCCAACCGAGUGUAUCGUUGCCACCUCUGGGGGCUGGGAUGAAGGCUAUGUCGACGGUAUAUCCCACAACAACUGGCUGGGCGCCUCAGGGAUCAGUGCUUACCACUUGCGGACCACAGACGCCAUCUUAUGCGAUUCCGUCGAACUAUGGCACUCCGACAAAGCGACAGAGCCCAACGGGUUUAACUCAGUUUGGUUCUUCUCCGUUAACCGAAUCGUAUGGAACCCAUACUCCAAUCUCAAAUUCGCCACUGGUAUACCUACAGCAGCGAGCGAGUCCCUAUAAACCUGUUCGUCGCGUCAAUACGCUUCUCAACCCCCCUCCAUCUAUUCCGCUCUCCCAGUAUCACCUGGGCUCGAACCAGAUGCAUUACCAGCCGCUAGGUCGACGAUAUGACUUGCGCUCUGGUAUCGUUCCUGAGUUUCUCCCUGCAUAUGCCAACCAACGGCCUUCGAGUCAUUCUCACUAA